AUGUUCUCACCUCAAAUAUUGCGCGCUAUUGGAUGGCGCACUGUCAAAAAUACAGACUACGAUGGCGCAGUCCUUGUUGGAGGUUUGGAAAAUGAACUUAGACAUUUUGGGGAUCCGGAUGAAGAACGCGAUUCCUGGUCAUAUCCCGAACCAGUGAAACCAUGUCCAUAUACUCACGAAGGCGCAAGAGCUAUUGCAGCAGAAGAAAAGAAGAAGAAACAAGAAAAGCUCAGAGCCGCUCGCAGAGCCGCAAUCUUAGGAAUCUCUAACUAUGAGAACGAUGCAAACCAUGCCGACAUUGAUGAGGCAGUUGGGAAGUUCGAGGAAGACGAGGAAGAUGGCUGUACAGUCGAGGGGAGUGACGAACCACUUGAAUUCUGCGAUGAUUGGUUUUCAAGACCUUUACCACAAGAACAUGGCACACGUGAAGCAAAAGCUGGUGAUGGCUCGAAGCGUUACAGUCUUCUGCAGGGAGAAAUCAUUGACAAAGAAAAAGAUUUUGAUAGAUGUGGAUGGGAUACAGUAGGAAUGGCGACGGAAUCGAUCCAAGAUUUGGGCGUCCCCACAUAUGAAGAGGAUGCUGAUAGCGAUUUUGAUUCCUAUCUCGGGGAUAGCUUUGUCUCAAUGUUCGAGGAGGAAGCUGCGGUUUCACCAAAUCAAACUUGCAAAGAAGAGUGCUCUUGUGGAUGCAACUCGGAAUUUGUCGAGAUCGACGACACAAACACAAUGCAUAGCUUGAAUGGAGUUGAGAAGACGGGGUCUUCGGCUCGGGCUGUUAUUGCAGCUCAACCGGGGCUUUGGCGAUCAAUGAUUGCUUGCAGACCAUUUGAAAGAGCACGUCGUCCGCAUAUUGUUAUGCCGGGAAGUUGGCAGGCGGUCUAA
Messenger RNA from Botrytis deweyae, 882 nucleotides. RefSeq lists its product as uncharacterized. Lineage: Eukaryota; Fungi; Ascomycota; Leotiomycetes; Helotiales; Sclerotiniaceae. Bases 1 to 882 code for a protein of 293 amino acids. The transcript has 2 exons. The record is from RefSeq and is a predicted model, not a curated record.